Messenger RNA from Caenorhabditis auriculariae, 15527 nucleotides. The record is from the annotation of a GenBank genome assembly. NCBI's taxonomy places the organism in Eukaryota, Metazoa, Nematoda, Chromadorea, Rhabditida, Rhabditidae.
AUGCGUUUAACGUGGCUGGUCCUACUGGCGCUUUUGCCGGCGGCGGUGGUCCAAGCGGCCGGGAAAAGGCCCAAGCAAAAAAUGGCCCGAGCAGCGACGAAAAUCUCCUCGACGGCCGGAAUGCCCCGGAAUCUGAAGAGAAUGAAGAUGAAGCGAUUCCGGGAGCCGCCGAGGGACUGUUCCGACGCCCCCAACAAGGAUCUCCGUCAUACUUGUCUGAUGGUGAGGCUUUCAGAAGAAAUACUUGCUUCGUUUAUUAAAGGAGCAUAGUCGGAAUUCUUAAAGGUCUCGUAGCGAAGAGCCUGUUUAAGAGUUUUUUAGGGUUAUGUAAGUCUUUAAACACUCUUGGCAGCAGUUCAUCCAAACACCGAAGUCAAUCAAUGACUAAAAAGUUUUUUUUGUUAUUAAAGGAGCAUAGGGGACUUCCUAAAGGUCUCGUAGCGAAGAACCGUUUCAAGGGUUAUUUCGGGUCAAGAAAGGCUCUCAACUAUUUUGGAAGAGUUUAUUCAAAAUUCCAAUGUCAAGAGAUGGCUAAAAAGUCUUUUCUUGGUUUAUUAAAGGAGCAUAGGGGACUUCUUAAAGGUCUCGCAGCGAAGAGCCUUUUAAAGGGUUUUUAGGGCCAUGUAAGUCUUUGAAUACUCUUGGAAGCAGUUUAUUGAAACACCGAUGUCAAUCAACGACUAAAAAGUUUUUUUUGUUAUUAAAGGAGCAUAGGCGGACUUCUUAAUGGUCUCGAAGCGAAGAGCCUGGUUAAGUGUUUUUUAAGCUCAGGAAAGUCUUUGAAUACUCUUGGAAAAGGUUAUUCAGAUUAUAAAGUUAAAAAAUGGCUAAAAACGUCUUCCUUGUGUACUUAAAGGUGCAUAGGCUAAUUUUUUAAUGGUCUUUGGGCGAAGAGCGUUUUCAGAUUUUCUCAAAGCCAGAAAAUGCUUAUGCGCCUUUAAAGGAGCAUAGAGGGAUCUCCUAAAGGUUUACAGGGGCUUCAUUCUUAUUUUUGGGCCUUAAAAUGCUUAUGCGCCUUUAAAGGAGCAUAUCUCUUGAAGGUCUCGAAGCGUAAAACCGUUUUCAGGGUUAUCAUUAGUCAUAAAAGGCCCAUGCUCCUUUAAAAACUUCAACCAGGACUUCAGAAUAGAUUUAGAGAGUCGGGAAUAUAAUAAUAGGCUCGAAAAAAUCGAGAAAAAUUCGGUUUUCAUGGGCAUCUUUUCAAAAGGUCUCGAGGCAAAGAGCCGUUUUUGGUCCUAACUCGGGUCAGGAAGGCUCGUGCGCCUUUGAAAACCGCUAAACUUUCAAAAAUAAUCUAAAAAAGGUGGAGGAGAACGAUAUUUGAUGCACUCAGAUCCAAGGGUUCGCUCUAGGGCUGCUAGGGGAUCUUAAAUGACUUCUUCCUCGAAUUUUUCAAGGUGUUUUUGAACGUUAUACUUUAUUUCAGAUCCGUCACAUGGACCUGGCCACACGGCGUCGUCUGGCUAGACAAGCUUUGAGAAGGACCAACGCUGGAAAUCCACAGCCUGGAGGUUCGUUUGAGCUCAAAACUCGGGCUUUUCUAGAAGGUUCUAUCAAAAAAAAAAGGGCUUCUUAGGGUCACCUUUGAUAAAAAUUUUAAAAAUACGAUUCCGGUAAAGUUGAAGAAGAUUUCUCUCAGAAGCUCAAUAGACUUUUCCCAUCUUUUUUUGAACUUUUAGAACUUUUUCAGCCCCUUCUUUGGGUCCUCUAACACGGGGAAUGCAAAAGGUAGGUUGAGAGUUUGAUGAAACUCGGUAUAUAGGUACAUUAGGAUAUCAUGUUGACAAAAAAAGACAAUGAAAAAAGUUUUGUCGAAAGUCCUACUCAAAACAACAAAAACUGUGAAUUUCAACACUUUGAACCGUAUUUUUCGUUCCAUCUUCCAAAAUUCAUCUAUUUUUUCGAAAAACUACAUGGCAAAAAUAAGUUACACCAAAAAGGACUGAACCUGCAUCAUGGGUUUCACAGCGCAAGCCGCUAGCCACUGCGCCACGCCGCCUGCUGACAGCUGAAGUUAGCCGCCGCGAGAUAUUCCCUCCUUUCAUUCAAUGCAUUCUCGCGUGCAAACUUCGAGAUGCCAUAACUCGACUAGAACCAAAAGGGCACACUUUUUUUCAACUUUAUUUGGAUCAGGGUGUCCUAAAGUACCUAUAUACCAAGUUUCAUCAAGUACUCAAUUCACCACCUUGUGCAAACCCGUGUAAGGAACUUUUCGUUUUUUUUUUUUUGGACCUUUUUUUAUUCUUGUGCUUCUUUCCACAACUUGGGACUUUUUCCAGGCGUGCCCAACUGGCUGCAGCCGAUCCCGGUGGCGCCGAACGCCCGCGGGCAAGCCGCCUACCAUCCCUACGACUGCAUGACCCUCCUCUGCCUCUGCCCAUUCUUCAAUGUUUUUUCCCGACCCGUUGCAGAAAAAGCCAUUCACCUUCUCGUUGCAGGGCCGAAACAUCAACGGCCAAUGUGUUCUCGCCAACGGCGUCGUGUUGCGAAUGUCGUGGCGGAAGGAGUACCGAAUGAUGACCGAGAACGAGAGACAACGGUUCCUUUCCCUAUUCUACUGUUUCUCGUUUGGUUCUUGAGGGUGUGGUUUUCAAAAGGGUCAGCACAUGUGUUGCAAAGGGCGCAGGAAAAAUAAUUAUACAACCUUAGGGAUUCCAGAGUGGUCCCUAUAGGGGUGAUGACGGCCUCUAUAUGUAGGGCUAAAAUUAAAGUGGUCCCUGUAGGGAUUAGGGUAGAAAUCAACCUAUAGAGGCAUAAAAUUUAACAGCUCAUAUAGGGGUAAAAUUAAGGUGGUCCCUAGAGGGUGUUAGGGCCUCACCCCUUAGCCCCUAAAGCUCAAGUGGACCUUAUAGGGGUCUCUCAAUUUCAUUCAAAAGUCUUCGCUUAGAGUUCAUAAAAGUUAUCGACCAGCAUGUCCCCUAUAAUGACCACUUUUUCAAGCUCUAGUGACCCCUAUAGAGGUUGGUAAAGUGGUCCCUAGAGGGAACCCUUCAAGGACCCCUAUAGGGGCCACUCUGGAGUUCCUAAGGAAAACAAAUCUUAAGAAACAAAUAAAAAAAAGAUUUUUUAAAACAAGAGAUUUUAAAAAUCCCUAAAAUUACCUUUAAUUUGGAAUAAAUGCCUUUUUUGGAGCAUUAUGUGUGAAAGAAUUUUGCUAGAAUCAUUAUAAAUGUUUCAAAUUAUUAUAGAAAAUAUUCAUUUCCAGGUUGGGAGUAGAUUAUAGGCAAAAAAAUCAAAUAAUUUCGUAAUAUUGAAAUACUGAGAUUUUCCUUAUUUUUUCCGCUUUUUAUAUGGAUACGAGUGAAAUUAUAGAAAUUAUUUCAAGUUUCCGUUAUUUCAACAUCAGAUUAUUCUAAUUAUCCUGGAAAUAUUGGAUUUUUUUAAAUAAUUUAUCAGAAAAAAAAUAAUUGGCGCCAAAAUUAUUUUUUCCAAACGACGCUCCAUUUUACGGCGCAUUUUUGCUCUAUUCGAUGUAGAUUUACGCUUUUUUUUGGGCAUUUUUUUCCUUUUUUCUCAGUUCUUUUUUUUUUAUUCGUAGGUAAACUGUUCAGUUCAAUGAUUUAAGGUGUUGUAAGAAAAAAUUAGAAUUUUUUAAGUUAACUCGUAAUAUUUUCAAAAUACAACCGUUUUCCAUUAUUUUUUGAUUUUUUCCGUAGCUCUCUAAGAAUUUUUUUGAAAUAAAAAGUAGUUUUUUUUUUUUUCGAAAGUUUCUUCGGAAAAUUCUAGAAUUUUCAUCUCAGUUGUGUAUAAAAAGUACAAUUAAAGCAGGAAUGAGAAAAAAUUUCAAAUAAUUUUGGGGAACUGUAAUUUUAUUUUAUUUUAAUGUAUAUGUUUUUGAAAAUUCUUACUGAAGUUUUUAGACGAACAAAAGCCGUAAGAACCUGAAAACUCGCCUCGAGAUCUUUUUUAAAUGUGGUCCAUGCUCCUUUAAAAAUCCAAGCAAGGAUUUUUGAUUAGAUUGCGGGAAAUAUUGUCUAGUCUGUUCAGAUUUUGAAUGUCAAGUUUAAUGACGUCAUUCGGAAAGGCUCUGUGACUGACUCGCUCUCUGAUUGGUUUAUAGUGAUAUUAGGGGCGGAGCUUGAGAUUCGAACUCUGAACAGCCCUUUUUUCUUUUAUUUUUUUUUGCUUUGAACAGAAUAUUUUAUCGAAUAUUCGAAUUUUCAGCUGGCACAACGCUCUGAACACCCUGAAAAGGAAUGGAGAGUACGACCGGAUCAGUAGGGAACAUCUUUCCGUCGGAGUUGGAUCUGGAGCCCAUUCCGGUCCUGGAUUCCUGCCAUGGCACAGGGAGUACCUGAAAAGGUUGGCUUUUAUACUGGAUUUUUGUGAUUUUUUGGAGGAAAACUGUCAGUUUUCAAUGUUUUUUUUUUGAAUAUAUAUAGCUGAAAUUUUUGAUUUCUUUAUUUGUCACUGACCAAUCGAAAAUUAAUAGGAAGAGCCUUAUAAGUUCUCGAACAUUUUUUAAAAGUUACUUAUAGACAUUUUUUUUUUAAAUUUUGAGUUUGAAUCCAGUUUCAUUUGUUAUUGAGGCUGAAAUAUUGAAAAUCAUGCGGUUUUUAAAAUCAGUGAAAGUUUCCGCUAAAUGGGCAAUAUUUUAAAAGAACCUCCUUCCAAUCCACAGUAUCAACAGGAUUGGUACCGGAAAGCUCCAGAAAAAAACCUCAAAAAUUGUGAAUUCUCGAUUUUUUGAAAAGUUAUGAAUUUUUGACGAGUUCCAAUCUUUCAAGGCCAACUUAAGAAUGAAGAGUCGAAUUUAUAGUCAAUCCUGCCCGAAUUGAAAGGCAAGAUGGGUAGAUUGGAAAGAGGGGCGCGUUGCGUACGCGACGCGGCUUUCGGCGGGAAAUAAAUGUUUAAAUGCGGGCCAUCUUUUUUUUUGACAGUGUUUCAAUAACUUUCAAUUUUGUUAUGAGAGAAAAAGUUUUGUUGAACGGAUGAGAGUGUAUAAAUAAUGAAAAAUUGGGUUUUUUUUUGGCAUGCUGGAAAAGUCGGUCGUUCUAUUUGGGAAACUAGGCCACGCCGUAUUUUUGCUCUAUGGAAAAUCGAAUUUCAGACUUUUUCCCUUUUUCUAAAUUUUUCCCACAUUUUUAUCAGUUUUCUAGGAUAUGGGACACAUGCUCCUCACUUCAAACUAAACUGUUCCUUAUUUAACAUUGUUUCCCCAGAUUAUUUUUUACCUUUUUUAAGGGAAAUUUUUUUUUCUUGCCUUUUUUGUGUGUAUUUCACACAUUAUCUCAUUUUCCGAAUUUUUUUAUAAUUAAUGAUAAUUUUUCAAAAAAAUUGAAUCAGUUUAUAAUUUUGAAUGUAGUAACCAUCGUAUUUUACUCGCAAAAACGAUAAAGUUGUAUGAAAUUAAGCAAAAACCUUCUUAUUAAAUUUUUAAAAAGGAAGAAAAGUUCAGAAAAGAAAAAAAAAGAUUGAAAUUCUCAGUUUUCUAUGGAGCGAUGUGGUGUAGUUUUUCAAACUGACUGACCGACUUUUGCAGCAUGCCGUUUUUUUUUGCAUCUGGUUCCAGUCAAAAGCCGCGUCGCGUACGCAACGUGUCAGUCCGCAACAAUGGACUAUAUAACCAUUUGCAGGUUCGAAAUCGCCCUCCGAAUGGUCGACCCAACCGUCGCGAUCCCAUAUUGGGACUCGGUCAUGGAUUCCUAUCUGCCCGACCCCCGCGACUCCAUCAUGUUCACCGAUUUGUUCGUUGGUACCACGGACCCCUAUGGUAACGUCGUGACGGGACCCUUCGCCUAUUGGCAGACUCUCGAGGGAAGAUCCACCAUUUUGAGGUUUCAGCGACUUUAUUUAUAAGAAAGGGAGAAAUCUUCAGACAACUCGGUUUCGAGGGACAAUUAUUCAAUGAGAACCAGGUCAACAAUAUCGUCAACCAGAACACUAUAGAGAACACUUUGGCGUUCACCGCCCCGCAGCCAGGUAUCUUUUUGAUUUUUACAUGAAACAGUAAGGUUUUGUAAUAUUGUAAGGGUAUUUUAGACUUAGAUAAGCUCAUAAAUGAAAAAAAAAACUGUAGCAGUUAAAAAAGCCAAAUUUUCUAGGCCUAAAAAAAGCUAACAAGUGAAAAACACAUAAAAUAAAAAAAUAAUGCAAAUUUUUCCGUUUUAAAGGGUGGCUUUGGGUCAAAAUGAGCUUAAAAGUGAAUAAAAACCAAAUAAAUUUGUUUUUUGUACUGAAAAAAAGUUGAAGAAGAAAGCUUUUUUUCAUGAAAAUUCUAGGUUUAUUGUAUAGAUACAAUCAAAAAUAGCAAAAAAUUAUAUCAUUUUCACAUUUUUUCUUGAAUUUUACCUGAAACAGUAAGGUUUUAUAGUAUUAUAAGGGUUGUUUUUAGGCUUAGAAAAGUUUAUAAAUUCAAAAAAACUGUAGCAGUUAAAAAAAGGUUAAUUUUCUAGGCCUAAAAAAAGCUUACAAGUGAAAAAAACACAUAAAAUAAAAAAAUAAUGCAAAUUUUUUUCAGUUUUUGAUAGGUCAUUUUGAGCCUUAAAAGCUUAAAAAAAUGAAUAAAAAAAUCAGAUGAAUUUGGUUUUUAAAAAAAGGUUCAAAGAAGAAAUAUUUUUUUCUCAAACAUUCUAGAUUUAUGGAAUUAAUCAAAUAGCAAAAAUUAUAUUAUUUUUCAUAUUUUUUUACUUGAAUUUUUACCUGAAACGGUAAGGUUUACUAGUUUUUUUCAUGAGCGAUUUCAGGCCAAAAAAAUAAACCUUUUUUUGCCAUGAUUUUUUUACACGGAAAAAAAUGAUUUUUUUGAGAAAUUCUGUAAUUAAGAUGGCUUUCAGUGGAAAAAAAGAAAGAGAUAAAGUCAGAAGAAGCAAAAAUUUUAUCAUUUUCAUACAUUUUUCGGUUGAUUGCCUGAAAAAAAUUGAGUUUUUUUCUGGUUUUUUUAUGAGUAAUUUUGGACCUAAAUGAGCAUAUAAAUGGAAAAAAAUUAAGUGAUAAAGUUAAAAAAAUGCAAAAUUUUUUUUCAUUUUUACAUUUUUUUGUCUAAUUUUUUUGACCGGAAAAUUGAGAUUUUCUGGGUUUUUUUAUAAGUAAUUUUGGACCUUAAAGUAAUGAAUCAAGAAAAAAAAGCUGAUAAAAUAAAUAAAAAAAGGCAAAUAUAAUUUUUUUCGGUUAGGAAUUGAUUGAAUCUAAUGAUUUUUGUAUAAAAGUAAAAAAAAUAAGCUUCAGGAAAAAAAUUUUUCAUAAAAUUUAAAAAAUGUGCAAAAAUAGCUUCAAAAUCUAAUUAAAAUUUGAAUUUUUCGCAGUUUUCUUGCUUUUUUAGGUAUUUUUUUCUUUCCUUUGAACUUUACCAAACUUUCCGAAGGUCAAAAACUCGGAAGUAUUUGAAAAAAAGUCCAAACCUCUUGAAAAAAAUUUCUCCACGUGAGAAGAGAGCACUCCAAAAAACCUUCUAGCUUCUAAUUUUGGGAGAGGUCGAGAGGGUCCAUUUUGGCGUGAAACCGGUUGCGGUCGGGCCACAAGCUGGCGACCGACAAAGGCCUUGGUCUCCCGCGUUAUAAACAUAUACAGGGCGAAAUAGAAAAACGAACUUUCCAUUGUCAUGGCUUCGCCCUUUAACCUCAAACCAAUCGACCAGCAAAUUGCAUUUUGCGCUUCUUUUUUUUUCGCCUUUCUGUUGGUUCAGAACGGUAAACCACCACCUGCUGGGUAGUGAAAGUUUUUUGAAUUCUUUCUUUUUUGGCGCGGGGUCUUUUUGGGGUUUGAAGGAGGAAAAGGGCAAAUUUGACAAGGGAGGUCUUUUUACUAGGCGGUUUGGAAUUUUUUACAAAUUUUCUCAAACACUCUCUGAAGGUCUAGAUAAAGAUCCCUCCUUAUCGCUUCCUGUGAAAAUUUUUAGUUUUUGAGAUACGAUUUUUCAAAGUUGCAGGCUUAAUUUUUCGAUCUACAAAAUUAAUUAUCUUGAAAACUAAAGAGUAGCUCGAGUCGCAACUCUGACGGAUCUUAAUAUAAACCAUCAGAGAUUAUUUGAGAAUAUCCGUAGAAAAUUCCAAGUAAAAUGACCUCCUUGUGGGGUCAUACUCUGUGUUACGCAAACUCCAAAAAUUAAUAUCUCUAAAACUAGAAGUUUGCGCAGGUAGCUACUAUAAGAGAUCAUCAUCUGGACAUUCAGAGAGUGUUUCAGCGAAUUUUUAGAAAAUUCCAAAUCGACGAGUAGAAUGACUUUCCGUGUGAGAGAGAUUUCAAGUUCAAAGAUAGACUCAAACUGAAAAAAUUCGAUGAUUUAUGACUUCCUCAUGAAAUUUUGAGCUUUGAGGCUCGAUUUUAAAAAUAAAAGAGCUCUGUUUAAAGGCGCAUAGAUAAUAUUGAAGAGAGGUCUUGAAGCUUCUGAUAAGGUGUUAAAUUAAUCUCGGGAACUGAUUUACUGUAAAUUGAGGGCCGAUAAAGGUUUUUUUUUUCCUUUAAAAGGCGCAAGAAAAAGAAAAAACCUUGUUUUUUGGAUUUUUUUAAUAGAUGUGUAAGUGAAGAACUGAUUAGUCCAGGAGAAUGGUUUACAAAAAAACUCGAUAAUAAGGAAUAAAACUAAGUUUCAACUUUAGGGAAGUGAUUUUGAUUAAAUAAGAGUAACUUUUAACAUUGGGGUUGUACUGGCCUUUAUUCAGGAGUAGUGGUCCUUUAAGGGUUUUAAUUUUUGUGUUGAAGUUCUUAAAGCUCUCUGGUAUCAAGGAACUUCGAAAGACAUAUUUUUUCAAUGACCCUCGAUUCAGGAUGCCCCUACCCGAACAACUACGGCGCCAUCGAAUACACUCACUCGAAUAUCCACCUCUGGAUGGGUGGAGACAUGAAGCCGCCGAGCACUUCAGCCAACGAGGUUGGACCUUUUUCAACAAGAUUUUACCAGUUUAUCAAGCAUUCUAAAUUCAAAAUCUAGUAUUUUUGUGGAUUUGUCGAGUUCUUGAGCUUCUCCCAAUAGGUUUGAGUCUGAAAAUAGUCAAUUCGGGCGGAGUUAAAGCUUAUAGAAAAAAUUAAGAUCAGAUUAGUCACUCAUUGCGAAUUUUGGGGCGUAAAAUGAGCUCAAAUUGCAUUCGUAAAAAUCGAAUUCCGAUGUUACCAUUCUUCAAACGGAACUACAAGUACCAUAAUCAAAAAAAAACCCCCCUUCAGUUUGAAUUCUCUGAAAAACUCUCUGGGAUCGGAACGUGGGGUGCGAACCCUAAAGUGGUCACUUUGAUCUAAAAAGCUGGUUAUCUUGGCAAGUUUGUAAGAAAUCUCAAAAUGGACUCUAGAAUGUAGUGUGAAUGAUAAUGCGGACCCUAAAGAGAUCACUUUAAUUUGAAAGGAACUGGUGGCUCGCCAAGGACUACUUGGAGAGGAGACUAAAGUGGCCACUAAACCCACCUCUAUAGUGGCCACUAUUUUCCGUUCUAGUGGCCACUAUAGAGGUUCUCUAUUUAGUGGCCCCUUCAGUAGUUUUUCCUUCUAGUAACUCUGAGAGUUUUAAAACAAACAGAUUGGACCAGUUAUGUUGAUCCAUUGACCCCUAAAGUGGCCACUAAAAAUUUUAGUGGUCUAGUAGUAGCACUUAGACCUCGACUACUAUAGUGACCACUAAAACGUCAAAACCCUAUAGUGGCCACUAAAAGGCGCAGUUGUGUUUUCUGUGCUUUCUCUGUUCUCGAGUCUCUUAAAGACUCUUGAAAGGAGCAUAGACGAAUUUGAUAAUGGUCUCGAAGCGAAAAGUGAAUCUCUGGGGAACGAUUAAGCUUUCUGUGGAAGGAUUACACUUUGAAGGGCCUUUUUUGAGCUUUAUUCGAACCCUGAUAUCAAUUUUAAGCAUUCAUCUUGAUCAUAUUUUCACGCUGAUUCUAAAUCUCGGCUUUGUUCACUUGAAAUCCAAUUUUGAAGCAUGUUAUCACCUCCAGAAGCUGAACAUUUGGCGUCAGAAUGGGAAUUUGCUUAAUUUGAACCCAAAGAACGAUACAAGUUUUGCAGCCGAUUUUCUUCAUGCACCACUCGUUCGUCGACUACCUCUGGGAGCUCUGGCGCCAGCUCCGACAGCCGAGGUGGCUCCGGGAGCAGUCCUACUCGGCCGACCACCCCGUCUGCACCAACUGGCAGCACUUCAGCUACGCCCCCAUGCGACCUUUCCCCUACCUCCAGAACCGCGAUGGUGAAUUUUGGGAGAGUAUUGAGAACGAAGGGAAAGACGUCUUGGAAGUUUCGAUAGUUCUGAAAUUUUUUGAGAAAGACGUCUUGAAUGGUCGGAUAGUUCUGAUGGUUCCGAAAGUUUCGAUAAUUCUGAUAGUCUUGAAACCUCCUAAGGAAACGUCUCGAUAGUCCUGGUAGUUUAAAAGUUUCUGAAGAAGGACGUCUUGAAAGUUCGGAUAGUUUUGAUGGUUCUGAAAGUUCUGAUAGUGUUGGUAGUUCCGAAACGGAAAAUUUAGAAAGUUUUUGAAGAAAGACGUCUUGAAAGUUCGGAUAGUUCGGAUAGUUCUGACAGUCCUGAUAGUGUUGGCAGUUCCGAAACUUCUGAAAAUUUUGAAAGUUCUGACAGUUCUGCUAGUUCUGCUAGUUCUGAAAUUUCCUAAGUAAGACGUUUUGAUAGUUCGGAUAGUUCUCGAAACUCUGAUAGUUCUUAUAGAUCUGAUAGCCUUGAAAGAUCUGAAAAUUUUAAAGUUGCGCGUUUUUUACAACUUCUAAAAAUUCCGUAUGUUUGAUAGCUCUGAAAUUUUCUGAGGAAAACAUUUUUGAAGACUUUUGUUGGUUCUGAAAGAUUUUAAAUAAGUGAUAGUUCUGGAACUCCCAAAAGUUCUGAUAGUUUUGAAAGUCUUGAUAGUGUAGCAGUUCCGAAACUUCUGAAAAUUUUGAAAGUUCUGAUAGUUCUGAUAGUUUUGAAAGUUUCCGAGGAAGGACGUCUCGACAGUUCGGAUAGCUCUGAAAGUUCUGAAAGAUCUGAUAGUUCCUAAGGAAGACUUUCUGAUAGUUUCUCGAAACUCGGUUGCGACCCUCUUAUUUUUGCAUCUUUUUGCAUUGCUAAAACUCUGAAAAGUGUGAAGAAAGACGUCUUUUGGAACUUCUAGAAGUUCUAAAAGGUAUCGAUAAGUCGGACAUAGCCGAAGAAUGACGUGAGCUUCAAAAAAGAUUUUUCGUUGAAAACUCAUGACUUUCAUGUUUCAAUGAGCGCUUUAGUUGAAAAUUCGGGUUUUUCAUUCAAUUGUCAAUCCAUCGACUCCAAUUUAAAUUUAUUGCUAUUUUUUUUCGAAUUUGAUUAGUAUCAAGGGUUCACUUAUUCUAUGGUCCUGUCAGAAAAAAAAAUACGAAAAAAUCUUUUUUUUAAUGGAAAAUUUUUUGUAUGAAGAACACUCUGGUGGGAUUUUGGUUCACAGAAAAAAAAACACAGGUUUAGAGCGUUUCCAAAAGAUUCAGCUCCAUACGAGCAAGUUGAGAGCGAAAAUUUUUUCUACAGUGUGAUUCUUCUGAGAUGAAAAGUCAAUUUUCCCGAUUUUCAGGACUUUCCAAUUCGUACACCGAUCAGAUGUACCGGUACGCUCCACGCGCCACGUGCAGUGCCCAGAAUCCAAAUUGCGGAUCUCCCUAUCUCUUCUGCGACACUAGAGGGUUCGGUUUAAACAGUUUUUCUGCCCUAUCGUAAAUAAAAAAUGAUCUUGCUCCCAGGAGAUUUGCUGAAAGUUAAAUUUAAAAUCUUAUAGGUACCCCCACUGCGUGUCGAAGAUCCGAAUGAAUGGCCUUUGUCGAGGAUUCGAACAGUACGAUGCGUGCUACGCCGGACGGUGCUGGUGGGGCCGAUGCGUCGCUGCGGUUGGUUUUGGAAUUGAAUUCUGAAAACGAGAAAUUCAUUGAAGGACUGGGAAAAUUUUUAGGAACCACUAUAGAGGCUCGUCAAGGACUACAUGGAGAGGACACUAAAGUGGCCAUUAAAUCCACCUCUAUAGUGGCCAAUACUUUCCGUUUUAGUGGCCACUAUAUAGAGGGUCUCUAUUAAGUGGUCACUUUAGUAGUUUUUCAUCCAGUAUUCCUUCCAGUAACUCUGAUAGUUCUAAAACAAACAGAUUGGACCAGUUAUGUUGAUCCGUUGACCCCUAAAGUGGCCACUAAAAUUUUUAGUGGUCUAGUAGUAGCACUACGACCUCUAUAAUGGCCACUUAUUGUUAAUCCCUUAAGUGUCCACUAAUUUGACUACUAUAGUGGCCACUAAAAAUUUUUUCAGGAUUUGAAAAAAAAUAUCAUGUCCCGGGGCGACCCGACCCCCCAAAGUGGGCACAUUUUCAAAAGAGCCAUUUUACACCCAUUUUCUUCAUUUCUACCUUUUUUCAACUUUACGGGCCGGGCCGACCCGGGGCACCUGCUAAAAAUUGAGGGUCGCCCCGGGGCGCCAUAUCGGCAGCUCUACAAAGAAGAACCUUAAGAAAGGUGAUACACUGGAAAAGUUUUAGUGAUCACUUUAGGGUUUUGACGUUUUAUUGGCCACCAUGUUAGUCGAAUUAGUGACCAAUAAAGGGGCUAAAAUUUUGUGGUCUCUUUAGAAGUAUAAGUAGUACUACUAGACUUCUAAAAACUACUCUAGUUGUCACUGAGUCACAAAACGGUGGCUUCUACAAAAUGGCCACUUUAGUGUCCCCUCCAAGUAGUCUUUGAAGAACCUCUUAAGGGGCCACUGAAGUUUUUCCCAGUACUCUGUUUUCGGUGACCUUCUCAUUUCGACAUACUGUUUCUUUAUCUCUCUGGCUUCGCUUUUGAGAGACGCUAGGGACCAUUUUAAUGAGCAGUUUAAUGGACCUGACGCUCAAAAUUUCAGAAUUUCGCUGCCGCCAGAAUGCGUGCCUCGAAGACGUUGAACAACGGAACGGCCAUCGAAUUGGAGAAAUAUCUGGCGACGACGACGACCGUCAAGCCGACGACGACGCCGCUGGUCAAGAGAAUCUCGGUGAAAAUGGUCGCGCCGCUCUUCGUCGACUGCUAUAACAGGUAGAAGUUGAAAAAUCUACAAUAAAAGUCUUAAGAAUAUACUGUAGGUCGGAAGUGUGCAUACACCGGAUGCUUAUUUCAUUCGAUAAAUUUGAUUAAAAAUGGAUUUUUUUCUUGAGAAAAAAAUUUGAAAAAAAAGAUCCAAAUUUUUGGUAGAGCUACAUUUGGAAUGGCUUUUUGGCGCCAAAAUGAAAUUUUAAGCAAAAAAAUCACCCUUUUCGGGCUGUAACAAGUGGAGAAAUCGUUGAAAAAAAAUAUAUAUUAGAAAUUUGGAAGAUUGCAUUUGGAAUGGUUGGCGGCGGAACAUGUUUCUGGUCGGGCGCACUUUUUUUUCUGAAAAACAGUUCUGAACGCUUUAUCUUUGAGUCAUUUUGAAUUUUUCUUUUCGAAAUUCAAAUUUUCCGAUUUUCUGAGGGGUCCCUGAAGGGGCUGAAAAACUUAAAGAGCCUCUAUGGGGGUAAAAAGUGCUCCCUAAAGGGGGAAAAACGGCUACUCCCCUAUAGGGACCACUUUUGGAAGCUUUAGCGGACCCUUUAGGAAAAUGUAGAGUGGUCGCUAAAGGAGAACCUUUAAGGGCCCUAAGGUCCCCCUAUAGGGACCACUUUGCUUUUUUUUCGCUUUUUUGAUAAAAAAAAAUUAAAGACCCUUAUAGGGAGCACUCAAAAAAGGGCUAAGAACUAAAACCUCCUAUGAAGAGCAUUUGAACUAUAAAUAUCACUUUUUGUACCCCUUGAGGGGCUGCUUUUGCUACUAGCCCCUCUAGGGACCACUCUGGUGUUCCUAAGAUCAUUUUUCUUCUCUCUAGCCUUGAUAUUAAUUAUUUUCGACCGGAAGAUCGGCUUUUUUUCUUCUAUGGGUUGACAAUUUGACAGAGAACUGGCUCAACCUUUGCUUUUUUGAAGAUUCCAAUAAAUUUCAGGAAUCCUUGCUGCACGGCCUGGGCCGAAUCUGGCGCCUGCCGAAAAGAACCCGAAUACAUGAGUCAGUUCUGCGCCGCCAGUUGCUCCUUGUGCACACCAAACUACAAUACCACGGAUGGUAACUAUCUUAAAAAUCGUCCUGAAACGAAAGGGUUGAUUUUCCCAGCUUGCUCGGACCGACACGUCAACUGCAAAGCCUGGAAAAAGGAGAAAAUGUGCGCCGGCGCGUCGGCCGACUUCAUGUCGGAGAACUGCCGGAAAUCGUGCGAAAAAUGCUCAAUUUCUAGGAAAUCCCAGUGCUUCGUCAAGGGGAAGGUCAGUUCUUAAGAAAGAAAAAAUAGCCGUAGAAAAAAAAGCUGCAGACUUCAAGUGCGCUCCAAGGAUAAAACUGAUUUUUUGGGGUUUUUACUGAAUUUUUUUUGAAAUCAAAGGCAUAGAUGUUGAUUUGAAGCGCUAUAGACAAACACAGGGUUUUUGGGAGUUCCUCAAAAUUUUUUUUUCAAAUCAGAAGGUUUUUCGUACCAAAAUGGUAUUGAAGAGAAAAAAUGAAUUUUUUUUAAAAUUUAAAAUGAAUUGAUUAGUUGUGUUUGGAGCAAAAUUCAGGAGAAAAAAUAGCCGUUGAAAAAAAAAUUUAGACUUCAAGUGCGCUCCAAGGACAAAAAUUUUUUUUUUGAAGUUUUGACUGGGUUUUUUCUUGAACUCUAUUCAAGGGGUAAGUGUGGACUAAACCUUUUUUUUCAUGAACCUGAGUUUAAAGGGGAAACUAUAGAUUUGAGGCGAAAUUUGAAAAAAAUGUCGUUUUUUUUUUGAAACUUCAAAAUGGAUGAGAUUUUAAGUUUUAACUGAACUUUUUUCAUGAUUCUGAGAUUUUGAGAUGACAAUUUUUAGAAGAAAAAAAUACUUUUUAAAAUUUCGAACUUCGAAAAAUUUUUCCACCAUUUUUUUGAAAGAAAAAGUAAAAAAGAGCCAAUGAUAUCAUGGGUUCUUGCAGUUCCAACGUACUUACGUGACUUUACUGUUUCAUCCGAUAAGUUUAUUGAUUUUAAGCUUGCAAAAGUUAUUAGUCUACACCUUCAGUUAUGAAAAAAAUAAGCUUCAAGAGCCGCAUUUAGAAUGGCUCUGAGCGUCGCGGUCGCGCUGCGGUUCGGUUUAUUUUGAGCUGAGCUGAAGUCGUUUUUGGUCGGGUGCACCUCCAUAUUUUGAAAUGAACUUUUCGGGAUUAUAACAUAUCGUCAUUUUUCUUGAAAAAAAGCAUUAAAAAAAUUAAUAAGUCACGUUUUUUUAUUACUUUUUGUGAUGAACCAGUAAUCAGGCCAAAAAAAGUGGUACAAAAAAAAAUUGGAUUUCCAGCUUUUAUGCCAUCAAAAUUCAAUAGUUUUCUCAUUUUUCGGGUCUUCAUUCCAAAUCGAGGGCAUCCAAGCAAGAAAAAGCCUGAUUUUAACGAAAACUGAGUUAUUUUGAGCCGAUUUUUUCGAUUUUUGAAUGACUUGGAUCGAUAAAAUCUGAUUUUUCCAGGUGAUCCCAGUCCCUUCGACUUCGCAACUCCGAGAAUCAAUCGAUGAAGCGAUCGAAGCCAACGUCAAGGAACGUGUUGCGUUGGCGCGCAGAAGCCUCGCCGUAAACGAGAAAAAUCGAAUUUCCGCCCAACUGGACGAGGCGAAAAAGAGGCCGGCCAGAGGAUAA